Molecule: messenger RNA, 486 nt
Organism: Lichtheimia ornata
Lineage: Eukaryota; Fungi; Mucoromycota; Mucoromycetes; Mucorales; Lichtheimiaceae
Exons: 3
Coding region: 1-486 (161 amino acids)
Biological process (GO): rRNA pseudouridine synthesis; snRNA pseudouridine synthesis; ribosome biogenesis
Cellular component (GO): box H/ACA snoRNP complex; nucleolus
Molecular function (GO): box H/ACA snoRNA binding
Source: RefSeq, a predicted model, not a curated record
AUGGCCAAGGACAAGAAAGACAAAAAGAUCAAAAAGGACAAGAUGGACGUUGACUCCAAGGAAGACGAUGUCCUUCGUUUCACUUCGCCCAUCGCUCACCCCAUGGCUGACGACAAGCUCAACAAGAAGAUCUUCAAGACUGUCAAGAAAGCUAGCAAAGUGAAGCAUGUUCGUCGAGGUGUCAAGGAAGUUAGCAAGGCUAUCCGUAAGGGUGAAAAGGGUCUCGUCGUUAUUGCUGGUGAUAUCUCUCCUCUUGAUGUCAUCUCCCACUUGCCUGUUCUCUGUGAGGAUAACGAUGUCCCUUAUAUCUUCGUUCCCUCCAAGGAAAAGCUCGGCGAAGCCAGUGCUACCAAGCGCCCCACAUCCGUUAGCAUGGUUGUCCUCGGUGGUAAGAACAAGGAUGAUAAGGCUGCAGAGGAUUACAAGGAAUUGUAUGAAGAAUGCACAUCCCAAACCAAGAAGCUGUUCGAGCAGCUUGUGUAUUAA